AUGGCGGGAACACCAACAACCCCUAUCGAUUUAUCAGGCCGCAUGCUUUCACUUCCCAAAUCGGUGGCGAAACUGGGCGCAGCAGCUUGGAACGACCAGGCCAGCUUGUCUCAAGUGAGACACAUCUUGGACCGCAGCUGCAACGCCCGCACGGUGCAGGAGGCUCUGACGGAGGUCCGAGGUUUUGCAAGCCUCGGGCACAAUCUCUGGUCUUACGCAUACCUUCGUAUGCUGCACCACAAGGAUCCCAACUUGUUCUACCAGACCCUGCUUGCCGAGCCAGCCUUCCUCAUGCCAAUGGUCUACACCCCCACAGUUGGCGAGGCCUGCCAAAAAUUCGGGACCCUUCCCUUUCUGCCUCGCGGCUGCUAUGUGUCCCUGUCUGACCGCGGAAAUGUCAAGGCAGUCCUUCGAGAGUAUGCAGAGGCACAUUUGCCCAAAGACUCGAGCGGCAAGCCGCAGUGUCAGUGCAUUGUCUUCUCGGACGGCGGUCGCAUUCUUGGCCUCGGUGAUUUGGGCGCCUGGGGGAUGGGAAUCCCAAUCGGCAAAUUGGAUCUAUACACCGUGUGCGGCGGUUUUGAUCCGUUCAGAGUAAUCCCCGUCAUUAUCGAUGCUGGCUGCAGUGAUGCAAGCGGAAACUCUGCAAAGCUCACAAUCCGAGACCACGCCCUCUACACCGGGCUGAAACAAGACCGUGUAAAGCAUGUCUCAGCCCAGGGAACAGAGGUGAACACUGCGUACUAUGGCCCCGACUCCUUCAUCGGGGAGUUUAUGACAGCUGCAUCCGAGCUCUUCGGGCGAAGCUGCCUCUUGCAGUUCGAGGACUUCAAUUCGAAUGAUGCCUUUCCUUUGCUCGAAGAGUACCGUUCCAAGUUCUUGACCUACAACGAUGACAUUCAGGGCACAGCUUCUGUGGCGAUAGCUGCAGUCUUGGGAGGGAUCAAGCUGAACCGGCCCCAGAGCACUGAUCUUUUGACCGACCUAAAAGGCCUGCGCUUAUUAUUCCAUGGCGCUGGUUCAGCCAAUCUCGGCAGCGCCAGCUUGAUGCUGAAGGAAGCCGGUGUGCCUGCGUCCUCGAUCCUGGUCACGAACUCCAAGGGUGUCAUUUGGAAAUCUCCGGAUGGCAAGAAGGGCACCUUCAAGAACGAUGAACAGAAAUCAGUUGCCAGCGUGGGUGAGCCGAAGGGUUACGACCCAACCAACCUGGUUUCCAUCAUCAAGCAUCACAAGCCAGACGUUCUUGUCGGUGCCGUCGGCCGCGCACCGGGAUGCUUUACAGAGGACAGCCCUUCUGUCUUUGCUCCAAGAGUUCAGGGUGGGGUGGGACGAGCCUCUUCUGUCUGGGGCCAGGAAGUGAUUAAAGAAAUGGUGGCAGUGCAAGCAGCGAAGGGCGGAGCAUUCCGGCCAAUCAUCUUCUCGCUCUCCAACCCAAGUACACAGGCCGAAGUGACGGCCGAAGACUGCUACAAAUUCUCGGGUGGCAGGGCGAUCUUCGGUUCUGGGACCAAGUUCGAGCCCGUGACGGUGCAGGGCAAGAUCCGUGCACCAGGUCAGGUCAACAACUUCUUCAUCUUCCCCGGUGUCUCCUUCGGCGCCAUGUGCUGCGAAGCGAGCCACAUCCCGGACCGGCUCUUCAUGGAGGCUGCCGAGGCCGUGGCCAACUCCCUGGACAAGGCAGACAUGGAGCUGGACUCCGUGCUGCCCAGCACCGGCCGGAUCCGUGAAGUGGGCCACAACGUCGCUUUGAGGGUCGUCUUGGCGGCACAGGAGGCUGGACUUGCCCAGAAGAAGCUGGGAGACACAGCGGAGGCUGUGAGUGCAGAGCUGGCUGCAAAGAGGUGGGAGCCCGUAGAUGCCCGGUUUCCCCAAAUUGUCAUAGAGGAAGACAGUGGUCCGUCUUGCUCUGCGUGCCGCAUGGCAUGA
This is a messenger RNA of Symbiodinium sp. CCMP2592, 1923 nucleotides long. The record is from the annotation of a GenBank genome assembly. NCBI's taxonomy places the organism in Eukaryota, Dinophyceae, Suessiales, Symbiodiniaceae.